Messenger RNA from Apus apus (common swift), 6235 nucleotides. RefSeq names its product shisa family member 6 (gene SHISA6). The record is from RefSeq and is a predicted model, not a curated record. Gene Ontology annotation, cellular component: AMPA glutamate receptor complex; postsynaptic membrane; postsynaptic density. Lineage: Eukaryota; Metazoa; Chordata; Aves; Apodiformes; Apodidae. Gene Ontology annotation, biological process: regulation of short-term neuronal synaptic plasticity; regulation of AMPA receptor activity. The transcript is spliced from 6 exons. Bases 1 to 1692 code for a protein of 563 amino acids.
AUGGGGCCGCGGCACCUGCUGCUGCCGCUGCUCCUGCUCUCCCUGCAGCUCCUGGCCCUGCUGCUGCCCGCCCAGGCGGCCGGGCCCCCCCGCGCCAAGGGCAACCGGACGCAGGGGGCGGCGGCCCCGCGCCGGACCCCUAAACCGCUGAAGGAGCUGCUGAACCAGACGCUGGCGGGGCCGGGGGCUGCAGCCCCCACGGCGCUGGCCGGGCGCGGGAAGGGCGGGGGGGGGGGCGGCAGGACGCCCCCCGGAGGCGGGGGCUCGGCCCCGGCACACGAGACCUGCUGGGGGUACUACGACGUGAGCGGGCAGUGGGACAAGGAGUUCGAGUGUAACAACAGCCUGACGGGCUUUCGCUACUGCUGCGGCACCUGCUUCUACCGCUUCUGCUGCAACAAGCGCGCCGAGAAGCUCAACCAGAGCCUGUGCCGCAACUACAAGAGCCCCGAGUGGGCUCACCCCACCACGGCCAGCGGGGCUCUGCCCGCCGACGGCAGCGACGGGGCCGACGGGGACGCCAACAAGUACGACCCGGACAAGGACAGCACCAACGCCACCGUCUACAUCUCGUGCGGGGCCAUCGCCUUCGUGCUCAUCGCCGGCGUCUUCGCCAAGGUGGCCUACGACAAAGCCCGGCGCCCGCCCCGGGAGAUGAACAUACACAGGGCUCUGGCUGACAUCUUAAGGCAGCAGGGACCAAUCCCAAUAGCACACUGUGAAAGAGAGACUAUCUCGGCCAUAGAUACCUCCCCCAAAGAAAACACCCCAGUCAGGACAGCUUCCAAAAACCAUUACACCCCAGUGCGCACCGCCAAGAGCAACCCAGGACCCUAUGGAAAGGAUAUCUAUCGAAGUGGAGGGCCAGAUCUCCAUAAUUUCAUCUCCUCUGGCUUUGUCACAUUAGGAAGAGGACACACGAAGGAUGACCAAGAACAAAAUUAUAAUCACCUGAUACUAAACAGUGCCACCCAGACACCUACACAUGACAAGCCACGAAUGAACAACAUCCUUACUUCUGCCACUGAACCCUAUGACCUGUCCUUCUCCCGGUCCUUCCAGAACCUCUCUCACCUCCCGCCGUCCUACGAGUCUGCUGUCAAGACCAACUCAAGUAAAUAUUCUUCUCUGAAGAGACUAACCGACAAAGAGGCUGAUGAGUACUACAUGAGGAGGAGACACCUGCCCGACCUGGCAGCCCGGGGCACGCUCCCUAUCAACGUCAUCAAAAUGUCUCAACAGACCAACCACAGGGACAGGCCCCGCCGUCCCAUCAGGGCCAUGUCCCAGGACAGGGUGCUGUCUCCCGAGAGGAUCAUGCCCGAGGAGUUUAGCAUGUCCUAUGAACGGAUCCUCUCGGAUGAGCAGCUCCUGUCCGCAGAGCGUCUCCACUCCCAAGACCCGCUGCUCUCCCCGGAGCGCUCGGCUUACCCCGAGCAGUCCAUGUCCCGGGCCUUGUCGCACACAGACGUCUUUGUAUCCACGCCCGUCUUGGAUCGCUACCGGAUGACAAAAAUGCACUCCCAUCCCAGUGCCUCAAAUAACUUGUACAACACCUUGGGGAUGAACCCCACCUCGGCCAAGCGCCAAGCGUUCGCCUCCCGACGGCACAACACGGUGGAACAGCUGCAUUACAUCCCAGGGCACCACCACCACUACCGCACGGCCAGCAAAACAGAGGUGACUGUUUGAUGUGACCUCCUGCAUUGUAGAUACUCCUUCAGGACUGGGGUGGCCACAGCACCCCCCCCUUCCCCCCCAUUCUGCAGUGGCCUUAUAGGCCAAGGUAACCUCUAAUAACUCAGUGUCUGAAAAGACUUCUCUGACGGUCCCGUGGUGUUUUGAGAGCCGCCCCUUCGGUGGUGGCAGCAGAAGAACCUGAGCAAGCAAAGAGGAGAUAGUGAGGGGUAACAGAGGAAAUUUCCCUGACGUGCAUCAGUUUCUGUCAAAGAAAGCCAUAGUAGUAGAUGGCUCCUUCCAAGGGCUCACCUGCAUUAUCUCAUUGUUUUUCUGGAUUUAGGACUUCUCAGUUGCUACAAGCAGAAGCAACCUGCAGCCCAAGUCUCCUGCAGCCCAAGGCAGGGAGGAGGAAUUCCCACCAUCCUGGUGGGAAGGGGCCCUGUUCUCAGUCCUCAUGCCAGUCCUCGUGUUUGGCCUUUCUGUAGCAAGUAGGCAAACUUCUGGCUGCUGGCCACCACCUCCAGACCACAUGGUAUCAGCCAGCACCCAAACAUCUGUUCUUCCUCACCCUUGGAGUGAAUUCAAGAGCAGACUUCCUUAGGGGACUGGCAGAUCUAGGGACAGGAAUAGCCUGGCUGAGAAAUCAACUUUUAGUUUAUAUUCAAUAGACUCGUAAGAUAAAAAUAUACUAGUGCCUACAAAUCGCCUGCUCUCUCAGUGUAGGAAGUAGUGGGGUUGAUGUGUUCAAUAAGCACAAAUAUGCUGAAAUGCUUGUUAGACCCUUUUCUCCACUCAUUCUAGUAUCUUGGCAUCUCCAACAUGUAAAUAAGAAGGAGGAAGAGGGUUUCUCUUCCUCCAGCUUCUUGCCACGGCUGAACCUAAAGCACCAGAGCUCCUCCAGCUUCACGCUGCUGACCUGAGCUGGGGCAAGUCCUGACUCCACCAGGAACCCUCAGGACAAGGCUCCCACACCUUUCACCUGGCCUCUCCAGAAGUUUAUUUUCCUUAUGGCAUUUUCCACUGGCCCAGUUCCCCUGCUUCUGAGCAUACUCUCUCCUCUCAGUUGCAACCUAGGUCUCCAUAUGUAGCAGAUCCUUUUCUGGCCCUUAGCAGAAGCACAAAGCUGAGGGUGUCUCUCUACCAAAAAAAAAAGCAGGUCAGGAAUUUUCCAUCAUUCUCUCUCCACCUGAUGGCCCCCCUAAGAAAACCUUCCAAAUUCCAGUUCCACUGAGUGCCAAACCUAACCAUGAAGACAGUUACAUUUCAUGCAUAUAAAUUAUAUAUCCAGCAGAGUUAUAAUAAAUGGGCAUGUUAUAUAUCUGAUAUAAUGCUGAUUAGAUACUGUAUAUUUGUAAAAUCUAUAAAACGUAGACUUGUGGGUCCAGAAUUUGUGAGGGGUUUAUAUUUGGUUUUCUAGCCAGAUUGGGCUUUGCAUUUAUUUAUUUAUUUAUUUAUUUGUGUUCAUUUGGGUUUGUUUUGUUGGGUUGGUUUGUUUGGUUUAGGGGGGUAUUUUUGUAUGGUGGGGUUUUUUUGUUUGUUUGUUGUGGGUUUGUUGGUUGAUUGGUUUUCCUUUCCUUUUUAUUUGUGUUCCUGUCAUAGUUUUGUGGCCAGGAAAGGGUCUCAGAGGUUCUGAAAAGACAGGCAGACUCAGUGCUCUACCAGUUAGUGCUGGACACUCUCCAGCACUGGAGGUCCCACCACAUGCACACCUCCAUGCUGCCAGCCCAAGGAUGGGCAUGCUCCCUCCUCUGGGUGAGGUGGCCACUGACUUCAGAAUGCAAACUUCUUCACAGAAUCCCAGGCUGGUUUGGGUUGGGUUGGAAAGGACCUUAAAGACCAUCCAGCUUCAACCCCCCUGCAUGGGCAGGGACACCUCCCACCAGCCCAGGUUGCUCCAAGCCCCAUCCAACCUGCCCUUCAGCACUUCCAGGGAUGGGGCAGCCACAGUUUCCCUGGGCAACCUGGGCCAGGCUCUCACCACCCUCACAGCACAGAAUUUCUUCCUAAUUUUUUUCACUCUAUUCCCAUACUGCUCCUCUCUCUUCAUGUCCUACAUCCCCACACUGAGCCUUUUCCUACAUGGCUCUUCAGUAAACUUCGUGUAAACUAGCUCUGCCCUCCUCCCUCCCCUCAAAUACCUCCCACCUCCUUGGCCUUAAUGAUGUUCCCAGCUCAGCACUGCAGUCCUGUAGCACUCAAGGAUUGUAGGUUGUUGUGAGCUUGAGUCUUGUGUGGAGGCUUUUGAUGCAGCACUGGGUUUUUCUGGUGCAGGGCAGGCAGGAGCAGCAUGUUGUCUUUCCCCAGUGAGAUUUAGAGUGGGGUGGCCAUGUGGCCUUACUCUUUCCCAGACUAUCCUGGUGCUGCUGGUCCUAGUUCAUGAGCUUUCUUCUGCUCAGCCUGAAGGAGACUGUGUUCAGAAAGGACCCCAUCUGUGAGAAGUGCUGGGGCUUUGUUUGACAGAAACUGAGCUGGGAAGGAAUAAAUUAGAGUCUCCGUGGUUCAGAAGGUCAUCACCAUGCAGCCUUGGGCAAAAUCAUUCUGGACAACAACCAGAAUUGUCUGUGGAUCAGGGUUGUAGUUCAUGGCAUGGGAAGGACAAGAGAGAAAAGGCUCACACCUCAUCUCCUGACCCCUUCACUUGAUGGACACUUCUCCUCCCUGACUACCUCCAGGCUCCUCGGUUCAGUCACUGGAUAUUUCUUCACAGAAGGCAAAUCCCUGUCAAAUUAUUGCCCUUGCUGACCUUCCCACAGACUGACGUUUGUGACUUGUGCAGAGAAGAGAAAUGCACGUGGCUGAUGGGGAGGCAGUCCCUGCUGAGGUUCUGCGGCCCCUUCAUUCUGUCUUGACCCAAGAAAAGCCAGGAUCUCCCCCUCUGCAAGCAGGGAGAUGUGAACACUGUGGGAGAGGAGAGUCCCCCUUAGAGUCUCCAGGAGUUGAGGUGGCAGAGCUGGAGGAGCAGAGGUGACCAUGUGAGGCCACGGGUAGGUGAACACUCCUCUCUUCCCAUUUCCAUAGCUCUUUGUCUCAAGCUCUAGUCUUCAUCUAAGUGUUCCAUUUUUUAAUCAGCUGGACUAGAUGCAAAUAUGGAAAUGUUUCACUCCAGUAGCCCACGCAGAUGCUGUGCCAUGCUCCAGGCCACUUGACCUCAGAGCCUUUUCUUCUUCUAACAAAUACCACAGGCCCUCUGCUAACUUGUCCUACCCAGGCAAAAAUCCUCCAAAGAAAUCUUAGCCCCCAUUUCCUCAUCUUUUCCACCCACUCAACUGUUUCAAGCAGAUGUGCUUGAACCAGCAAGAACCACAAAAGAACCAUCAAAAGCCUUCCUAGGCCAAAUCUUCUUCAGGGACUCUGCCACCACCAGAGAAUACUGUCAUCAGGUUUCUUUGGGAAGGCACCAUGCCCUGGAUGACCACAGUGUGUUCCUGGGCACCAGCUGUUCCCAUGGCUUGCCUUGUGUGCUGCAACAGGUCAGCAGCUAGAGCAGUGACACUUCAGCACACACAGGUCUUCUUGGGUUAUUUUAUCCCUUAUUCUUCAUUCUGAGAGUUUGUCACCAAACAGACACUUGGCCCAGGACUUGGUGUCAUGAUCCACAGUCUGGUCCUCAGCACUUAGGUUCCCCGUGGUCACCAUGAGAUGAUGAUGGUGGCACUUUCCUGUUCCACAGAGGAUUUAUGAAGGUUCAUCCCAGGAUGUCUACAAAGUUCUUCGAGACCCUCUCCCAGCAGACAACAGCAAAGCAGUUUUAUUCCCCUAGUUUGUCACCAUUGUCCUGCCCCACCACAUCUGACGUGUCACAAUGAGGUGUGUGUCCAGAAUGAGAGGGCUGGGCUGGGGACGUCCAGAUCCCCAGAUUUCCCACUGCUCUUCUUCUGGCCAGGGUCCCCAGCAGGCAGCAGCUCUGAGGGAUGCUGCUACCUGCUCUUGGACCUUCCUGCUUCCUUCUCCUCACAUCUGAGUCCCCGUAACAUCCUGCACUCAGGAGAAGAGCAGGAAGCAGUCACCUUCCUCUGUACAGUAACAUAAAACCUGCCUUGAUGAAUCCAAUAUACUCCGAAGAAUUUAUCUGCCUUUUUUCUACAACCCACAGGUGGAAACACGUGUGUGGAGCAUCCAGUUCCCAAAGUCCAUGUGCAGGGACUGGGGGAGGGGGAUGUAGAAAAGAUUCUAGUAUUUUCCUACAAAUUGAGAAUGACUUGCAUUCCCCAAAAAGCAGCAGAUCCGAGUGAGCUGCUCUGGGUUUGAUAUCCCUCCCAUGAAUACAGACAGAUGUAGGUACACGUAGAUGCUCACAAACACAUGUAUAUACAUACCUACUGUAAAAUGCAAUCAUCAAGUUCUGACUGACCCUGAACCAGUCUAAGCUUCCAAACUCUAUUGAACCACUUGGAAAUAUGGAAAACCAUUUUUCAUCAGCCACAGGGAUCGCCCCGUGGAACAGAAAUUUGGCCAUAAAAGUCCUUCUCAUGCCAGUGAAUCGUGUUUGAAGGAAAAUGAAAUCUUUUUUAAAUGUUUUAAUGUUCCUUUUAUAAAUGAUCUGUUACUUGGGGAU